UGCCCGGAAAGGAACUGCACUACUCCCCCCUUCUGCUCUCUGUCUCUUUUUUCUUCCUUUCCUUCUUUCUUUUUCACUCUAAACAUGCGGCAAAGUCAAGACCAGUCUGGGUGGACCGAAAUGAGCGACGAUACCAGACUGUCCAAGGAGUUCUCUUCUGUGCGAUUAUCCGGCGAUUCGCAGAUGACCUCUAUUGAUUUAGACAACAACAACCCUUCGACAUCACCGCCAUCUCCUCGCGCCGCCACUAUUACUACUACUACUUCUGUAACUGCAACCACCACCGCCACUGACGCCACUUUAACCGAUAAUUCGACAACGACUGCAGACAAACUACUCGAUGAUCUCUCUAGAAACGGAUCGUCAUUCCCACUGAAUAGAUCACAAUCAACUUCUAGUAAUACUUCAAGCGCUUCUUCACCACCACCUCCUCCACCAAAGACGUCGAUGUCGGCUUACACCAACAAUAACAGUAGCAACAACAUCGUUAUGAACAAUACCAACGGCAGCAGCAGCGGUCAUAAAAACAGUAGUAGCAGCAAAGACUGGGCUUCAGACUCUAGAAAAACGUAUCAAUACGACCAAUUCUUUGAAGAAGUAUCCUUGGAUCUGCCCCGAGAUUCUUCGCCACAGUUUGACCAGCAACAAUCCAAAUUAUUAAAAUUCAUGCCUCGGCGAUCGCCACCACAACAGAUGUCAAUUACUACUGCGGAUGUCUCUGGACCGUUCUAUUCUAUAUCUGAUGUUUUGAACGAUAGUCCAUCGACUACAGCAACGGCCGCUACGGCCGCGGCAGCUGCAGCGGCAGCCGCUGCUGCUGCUGCUUCCGGAAGAGAGCCUGAUAGUAAUGGACAUGUACAGAAUCAACAGUCCUCAUUUCAAAGAGGUGCACGGCGAAAUGUUUGUGAGGGGGAGUUCGUCGCAACUUCGGGUGGAUCGUCUUUAAAAGCGAUCAAACGGAGGUCAAGCCUCAAUCCAUUCACACGAAAACACACGCAAAAGCCUUCGCCAUUGGAUGCAGUUAUAUCCAAGACAAGACCAAGAAUGCUUCCACCAAAAGACCCACAUGAAGAAAAGAAACACUUACAGCAACAUCAAGCAAUAAUGAAAAAAGCGCGGCAGUUGGAGGCGAGAAAGGAACGAGAAUCUCACAAGCGAAGAGAAGAAAAGGACAAGAAAAUGUCACAAGCAUUACAGAUCUGGGAAGAUGAGAUAUUGACGAACUGGAAGAUAAGGGUUAAAGAUAGAAGGACACAUGAAUUGUGGCUGCAAGGGGUUCCGCCAAGGUGCCGAAAACGGGUUUGGAUGCUUGCUAUUGGAAAUGACAUGAAACUUAGCAAAGAAUCUUUCAAAAACGGUGCACAAAAUCAUGCAAACGGCAAUAUUAACAACUCUGCGGGAUCAGUAUCAGCAGCAGCUGCGGAUGAACAACAACAACAGCAGCAGCAUCGAGACAAGCGACUGCACGAGCCAGAAUGGAUACGACAGAGUAUUGAAGAAAAUGAUGAAUUAUACAAUCUUCGACGCGUGCGCCGAACGAGUAGUCUUAAUGUACUCCAAGAAGACCCAUCCGAACGAACACAUUAUAACGAAAGCAUCGAAGAAUUGCGGCAGCAACAACAACCGCCUAUUGUACGGGAAGAAGGCGAGUUCGAAGAAAUCGAGCACGUUAACGACUAUGACGAUGAUGACCUGGAAGAAGUAUCAUCAAACGGUCUUCGGAGUAGAAAGGGAAUGGACCUACAAGAAAUGUAUGCAAACCAAAAGCAGGAGCAGCAGUCAUCAGAAGGAGAGCAGAUUGGCAGCGGAGUUGAAGACGACGACGAUGAUGAUAAUAUUCGCUUUGGUGACGAUAUUGGCUCUGGUGAUGAGGAUGAAGGAAGCGGCAGCGACCUCGAUAAGAUACCCAUAGAUGAUUCCGAUUCGCCUUAUUUGAAAAAGACUAUUGAAGAAGAUAUAUUGAGGACGCUACCAAGUCUUUGUGUAUUUCAGCCCGAUGGACCCUUAUUUACAUCAUUGAAAAAAGUACUUCAAGGUUAUGCUCAUCUCCGAGGAGAUGAUGGAUAUUCUCGAGGAACGUCAUUUUUGGCGGGAAUGCUCUUAUUAAACAUGAGCACAGAUGAAGCGCUAGUUACCUUACCCAAUUUAAUUCGCAAGUCGGGUGUACUUUCUGCACUUUACGACGCUGACGAGCAACGCGUGCGUGGUUAUUUUAAAAUUUUUAACAUUGGAUUUGCCGAAAACCUGCCCAAGCUGUACCUGCAUUUCAAGAACUUGUCGCUGACGCCUGACCACUACCUACCUGACUGGUUCAUGACCAUAUUUUCAUCCAUUAUUCCGCUCGAACUUUCAUCGUGGCUAUGGGACAUCUUCUUACUUGAAGGCGACAUCAUCUUGUUUAAGACCGGAUUAGCAGUGCUCAAGUAUCUAGAACCUCUCUUAUGGGGCGGCAAUUUUGGUGAAACGGCCAGAAUACUUAACAGGGGCUUUAUUGGCGAAGAGCGUGGAGAGGAAGUCAAGGCGGCACUGGCAGUCAGCGGUCAUAUAACUGGGGGUGAUGAAGACCAGUUCUUUAACGAAGUACUAGGAAGAAAUGGGAUACAGUUUGAUCGGUUGAAGUUUAGGGAGCUACUUGCAGUCCAUGUUCUUACACAAUAAUAAUGGAACUCUAUUUGUUUGUAUGAAUACCUUUAUAUUUCUUACUAUGCUGUUUAUUUUUCACUUAUACUACUCUUAUUGUUGUUGUUUUUUGUGUCUCAACAUAAUACCAAUUUUUUUUCUGCACCAUCUA
Molecule: messenger RNA, 2791 nt
Organism: Zychaea mexicana
Lineage: Eukaryota; Fungi; Mucoromycota; Mucoromycetes; Mucorales; Lichtheimiaceae
Product: rab-GTPase-TBC domain-containing protein
Exons: 8
Coding region: 85-2658 (857 amino acids)
Source: RefSeq, a predicted model, not a curated record